Molecule: messenger RNA, 3426 nt
Organism: Anthostomella pinea
Lineage: Eukaryota; Fungi; Ascomycota; Sordariomycetes; Xylariales; Xylariaceae
Source: the annotation of a GenBank genome assembly
AUGGCGAAGCGCAAGUCUCACGGAGGUGAAGGCAGUCAUGCUGGAAAGAAACAGAAGACCAACCAUGUCCACGAGCCACCAUCCUCAGAAGAGGUCUAUACUGGAAGGCAACUUCAUCAAUUGCUGACCUUUGAACAAGAUCUUCGCAAAGCUCGACACGGCCUUCAAUCUUUCAAGGACCUCCUUGAUGCGAUUCUCAAUGGCGACGACAAAGAUUCCGACAAGCUGCCAAUUGUGCUCGAGUUCCUCGAAACCACGAAGCCCACCGAGGUCGAGGACGAAGUGCCCGUAUACCUGCCCGAUAUCAUGGAGACAUGGAGCAUGGCUUCGCAGAUGAGCAACGAAAAUGUCAUGUCCGCGGUCGCAGUAGUGCUCGCCUUGCUUCUCAAGCUCAUAUCUGGGAAUGUAGACUUGGCCUCCUACGGUCUGGGCAUAUGUCGCACCCUGCUUCAGAAGCGCCAGCAAGAGCUCUUGGCCAAGAAUCUUUCAGCGGAGAAAGGCAAGGACUUCAUCAUAUCACCGACCCUAAGACUCUUGAAGGAAGCAGUAUGCCUAGACGGUGGAGCUCUCGCCGCCCCAAUAUUCAGAGCGAGAAACAACACCUUCAAGUCGCUUGCCAGGAAUAUGGGUCUUCGAUAUCUUGGUGAAGGGAUAGAAGACCCUAAACGGCCUUCUGUGAGGACGAACGCGAUCCGCUUACUUCUGGGUAGUCUGAAGCUUCUGCACAACGAGGCCAAGAGGGACCUGCUGUCUCAGAAGGACAUCGUUGCGGCCUUGAUGCGGCAUCUGCGUGAAGAUCCUCCGCCCCUCAUAUAUGAGAUAUUGGAUGCCCUCAAAACAUCAGUCGUUCGGGACAAGAAAUUGCCCAAGGACGUCAAAAUCCGAAUUCUCAACUCUCAUUCACUGACCCGGAUAGCAUCACUGUAUGGCUAUUCGCGUGACCCUGCAGAUUCCGAAGAAGUUUCUGAGAACGGCCGACCUUCCGUCGAGGAUGCGGCUCACGAAAUCUUACUUGCAGCAAGCACGGAUCCUAGUGCCGGUAUAUGUCGGUCACAACAUGGUUACUACCCCGAGGGCGUAGACCCUGAUGCGCUGAUCGCCGGCACAGACAACACUCAUUCGCUAGAGCUGGGUAUCGACAGUAUCCCCUGGAUGAGCAAGUUUGAAGACGAGAUCCCUGUACGGAACAUGUUGCUUGCCGAGUUCAUCCGGUCGUUGCGCCCCUGGUCAAGCACAAAACAAAGCGAGCUUCUCAUCACCAUAUUCGAAACCUCCCCAGAGCUGAUAGCUCAUUACUUCUUACACAAAAAGACCUUCACAUUCGACCCGAAGCUGUCGGCAACGUGGAUGGGAUAUGCCGCACUUCUCUAUAACGUCGUUCAACUGCCGAUACCCGCUCAUUUUGGGCAAGGCAACGGCUACGCAAGGCUUCCACCCCCUACAUCCGUGGUUCUCGGCAAUAUAAUACCGCCUCCGAUGACACUGAAGGCCUUGACACGAUGCUUGUCGAACAAGUCCAAGCUGGUGUCUUUCUAUGCCAUACGUAUGCUAGUGUUGGCAUUGCAGAAGCUAGCAAGAGUGCUAGAGAUGCAUAGGGAGGCCUCCUUUUCAUCCGAGUCUAUCUGGGCCGAAGCUGCUCGUCGGCUUCUCGACGAGUUCUAUCUAAGGAUCCCAGACCCCAAAGAAGUAAUAACGUGUUACCGGACGAUGACCGACGACGAUCUGCUACAACGAGAAGCCGCCAGCCGAUUGAUGUUGCUUUACUACGAGGUUAUUCCCCAGCUUGCCCUGAGAGCCAAGUUCGACGUAUCACCUGUCGUACUUGCCACUAUCAAGAAGGUAGAAACUUCCGAGAAUGCUGGUGAGGAUGUGGUUAUGUCGUUAUUGGAACUGGAGCAUCUAUGUGCCAUCGCUAAAUAUUCGCCGAGUAUGCGAUGGUUUGCUCGAACUCCCGAGAUGCCCACCUCUCCAUUUACGACGCUUUUGAGAUUAUACAUCGAGAAGACGACAGCACUCUCGGGUGACAGGCUCAGCAAUGUUCUGUCGUACGUUGCUGAUGAGUACCAACUUGUGGAGAGUCGGCCGAAUUCCCCCGGCUUGGACCCUCUCAUCGAAGCCUUGAGAAGGGUGAGCGGUAUCAACGCCGAAGUUUGGACGUUCCUGGAUAACUGCGUGGAACGCUGCGGCAGGACGCCCACCAAGUACCUCGAGAUGAUCGAAGAGCAAAUGGAGAAGGCCGGAGUUGAUACAGAUGUGAAUACUACCACAUGUCCGUUGAUGAUGACACUGGUCGAGCAAAUACCCUUUUUUGUGUCGGCUUCACCUGGCAAAAGAGCUCUCGAACAACUUGUGCAGCUUCUUUCCGAAUACCUAGGUUGCUCGCUUGCUUCGGGUAUCAACCGAGCGUUUCUGCAUGUCACCAGAGAGAUGCUUAUUGCUGGUAUCGGAGACAAGAAGCUCGGUGGCAAGGUACUCAUUCCUGACAGAUCGACGUCGUCAGAGGAGCUCCCAAGCACUCAUGAUAUCGACGCCACCCCAGUUGAUGGUCUCGUUGACGGGGUCGCGGGUGGAGCAGCUCCUCGUAUAAGUACAGAGGAGCUAGAGGACCGGCUUUCAGUACCCAUCAUCACCAGUAAGGAAAACUCAUUGCUGAAAUGGUCAUCCAAGACGCCAGAAGAGCUUGUUGAAGAGGGAUAUGCGACAUCAUUGAUACUCCUCCUCUCCUCCGAACACCCGAGCAUACGGAGGGAAGCACUCACAAACGUCAUGAAAAUGGCGACAAAGAUCAAGGAAUCGGCAUACGAGGAGAACGAACAGAUAUGGCUCCUGCUCAUGGAACUGGCUGAGUCUUCACAAGCCCUUAUCGGCCAAGCUCCGCUGCCUAGUGUAAUUGUGGCGUUCGCAUGCCGUGCCCUUGAUGUUUUGAAGAACCCACUACACUGUCUCUAUGAGAAGGUCAAUGUGUUUCUCACCAGUGGCCCGGUAUGGUCAUUGGACAGGAUACCUCUCAUGCAAAACAUACUCCAAGAAGGCCCGACUGACGAUGGCACCUACUACUCCGAGGUCAGCUGGCUCUUGGGAUUCCUGCUCGACAGCCUGCGAACCCCCAAAGACAUCGAUUUUUUUCACACACGAAAGGUCUUUGAAAGGAUAUUCGCCCUGAGCUCGAACCCCUAUAUGGGACCCAAUCUCCGAACGCAGGUUUUGCGGAUUCUUUACAGGGCCACGAGCAUUGAGGGUGGUAGCGACACUGUGAUCACCCGGUUCGGCGCGGUGAGCUGGCUGGUGGCUCAGAAAGCUGCCAGCACGGACGCUGCUCAACGUGCGCUCUACCAGGCGUUGAUCAGGAGGCUAUGGGAGACUUGUGACCAGAAGCGCAUUUCGGCCUGGAGCAAAGGAGGGAUCGAGAAGUUGAUUGUAGAAUAG